Rhincodon typus (whale shark) is the source of this 3719-nucleotide messenger RNA. RefSeq lists its product as uncharacterized. The record is from RefSeq and is a predicted model, not a curated record. The coding region runs from base 518 to 1684 and encodes 388 amino acids. Lineage: Eukaryota; Metazoa; Chordata; Chondrichthyes; Orectolobiformes; Rhincodontidae. The transcript has 12 exons. Gene Ontology annotation, cellular component: Fanconi anaemia nuclear complex. Gene Ontology annotation, molecular function: chromatin binding. Gene Ontology annotation, biological process: interstrand cross-link repair.
GACGCGGUGGAGACUGUAUGGGGGGGGCUUGAGGGCUCUCUCGGGACUGGUUACCGUGGAAACGGCGGCCUGCAUGGGCUGUGGGCACCGCGGAGCCUGGGACAGAGUGGACGGCAGCUGUGGUGAGAGAGCUCAGUCCGGGCAGCUGGUUGCAGCGCGUCGGGCCGGGAGGGAACUGCAGUGUAGCCCAGGGGGUGGGGACACAGACUCCACUUGAAACAGAGGCCGGGGCUUUAGCAUCGAAAUAAGCCGGGACCCGAAUCCCAGACACCGGACCGGACUCCAGUCCCGAACCCGGAUCUGGACUGGACCGGACCCCAGACCUGAACCGCAUCUGAAUCUUGAAUCGGCCACUGGUCCUGAUUGGAAACGACCCCGGUGCAGCUGCAGAUAAUCGCAUGGUUGCAGGCUAAUGUACAAUGGGGGUCCAUACUGCUGGAUGGAAUAACAGACGACCGGAACCAUUCUGAACUUUAUAUAAAGCCUGCAAUCGUAGUGUUGUUCCUUCUCGGACAGAAUGGGUACCCAGGAUGUUCCCCUUGGUAAUCUUGAAGGUCUUGAUUCUGAUAUGAUCAAGGAUGAGUCACUUUGUUUGACCAAAGUCAUUGGCAAUGGUCACAGCAAAAGGACAGGCAGGACCGAGAGUGAUGACACUGACUCUGCUGACAGUGACAAUGAUCUGGAGGAUUCACCAACAAACACAAACUGGGACUCUUCCAGGAGAGCCUCAUCAAAUGAAUCAUUUUCUUCACGUCAGAGUGCAAACUCAGUGUUGGAUGAUGAGACAGCAUUAGAAUGCCGAGAAUUCAUGAGGAGAUAUGUUGAGAAAAUCUUCAGUGGAAGGCAAGAAAUUGACCAGGAGGAGAAAGCUCGAUUCGGGGAGCUCUGUUCUGAAGAAAACAGCCAAGGCAGAGAGUGGUUUGCAAAAUACGUUAGUGCCCAGCGGUGCCAUUCCAAAUGUAUCUCUGAGUAUGCUUUCUACCGAUUGGUACAGUCUUUUGCUGUUGUUCUGUUUGAGUGCCACCAAAUGGAUGAUUUUGGUCCUGCCAAGAAUCUAAUGACCAUGUGCUUCACCUUCUAUUACGUAGGCAAAUCCUAUCCAAAUGUGUCAAACCUGAAGGCAAAAGAAGAUGACUCCAGUGUGAAAGCAGCCAACAGCUGGCUGACAGAGAAACGAGAUCUCGCUGCAUUAUUACUGAAAAACACUGAAAAUGUGAAGGGUUUCUUUGGGGGUCUGGAGAAGAAGCUGAAGCUGAAGAAUGAAGACACGCAAAACCAGACUCGGGAGAAGUCCAGUGAGAAUGUGAAAAUGGAAUGUUUGGAGGAGAGGAAAGGGGAAAAAAUAUACCUGUACACACACCUGAAGCUGCAGCCUAUCUGGCACACCCUGAGGUUUUGGAAUGCUGCCUUCUUUGAUGCAGUUCACUGCGAGCGGAAGAAGAGAUCACCAACAACCAGGGAGAAAUGGUGUCACAUGACUGCAGAGGAGCGUGACGACAGCCAUCGCUUUAAUGAGAAUAUUGCCUUUGGACAACUUGGGACUUUUACACACAACAUGUUAGCUUUUGGACUAAGCAAGACACUGUGCAGCGACUUCCUGAAGAAGCAAUCUGUGAUUGGGAACCUGAACCAAGAGCAGUACCAGUUGCUUUGUGAUCACAUUGAACAGAUGACAGUGGAGUGAAGAACUGGAAUGAAGAACAGUCUUGAACAGCAACAACAGCUGAUAGCUUAUGUCCUCCAACUGACAUCUUGCGCCAGUAACAACUCUGAUAGUGAGCUUGUUGCAGUUAGUGUGGUUACAUGGGGUGGAUGUGCCAAUGCGUCUGACUUGCUUUAUAGUGAUUAUCCUGUUCUGCUGGAUGCCAUGGGCUAUUUGUUGUGUACUCUGCUGGCGGAUGGACACAAUCAACCAUUUCAGAAACUAAGUGUAUCUAUUUAACAUGAGUUAUAGAUGAACAGUGUUGGAUCCACAGUUUGUCUUGUAGCCAUAAUUUCACUGCAUUUAAUAUUCUUAAGGAAUGGGAUGAUGCAAACAUUUUUUGUUAAAGCUGUAAAGAUGGUGAGGAGCAUAUUGGCACAUUUGCCUUUGCUAUGCCAUGGACGGUAUUUAUGCUGCACUGCCUCUUUUCUGUAUCUCCAGGUUUCUGCCUUAUUUUAAUGUUGUAUGUGUGUUUGUGAUGUUUUGUUUGUCAGGGAUUACUUGUUUCCACUUUUGGAUUAAUGUUUGGGUAUAGCAGCUGAGCAUGGAGCUACCUUCUCCUCCAUCAAUGAGAUUUUGGAGGAGAAGUGAUUAAUUUCUUCCACUGUCAAGUCCCAGGAUCUCUCUAUUCUAGUACAUUGUCAGUGUGCCUCUACCAUGUGGAACAGCAACUUGGAGUGUUUUCAGACUGUUACAUUGAGUUUUUUCUUGCAUCCAAUUGGCAACUGAGACCACAGUUUUACAACGGAGUGAAGACACAAGCUCCGAAAUCUCAUGCUCCAUUUUAAACAUUGAUUAGGUGAUGAUCUGUCACUCAGUGACAUUUAUACAAACAAUGAAGACCUCAAAGGGUAUAACAUACACUACUUUUUCAGUCAUUGUAUUUAAUAAGAGGCUCGUAAGUUGCUGGAGAAACUCGGCAGGUCUGGCAGCAUCUGUGGAAAGAAAAAGAACUAACAUUUCAAGUCCAGUGAUCCUUUUUCAGAACUCAAACUUGCCUGACUGUGUCCUGCAUUAAAAGAAUGAACAUCUGUCCCAGGAUAAUUGUUGUCCAUCGCACCUCGUUCCCUCAGGCUGCUGUGGAUGAGAUUUAUGAACCUGUCUCCUCAUUAUUUAACUUUCUGCCCAUUCUGUUUGAUGUAUUCAUACUUGUAAUGUUUACAUUUCUAUAUCAGUAUCCAAAUGCUGUUUUCUAUAGCUAACACUGUUUAAUUCAACAUACCGUUAUGUUUCAAAUGUGACAUGUUUGAAAGAUCCAGUCUUGUCUGUUCUAUUUCUGCUCUGAGAGUCCGGAGCUGAUCAUUGCUGAUGAUUUCAUAUUGAACAUGAGACUGGGAUGACUUCCUGAUGGGUAAAUAAGAGAUUCCACUCCCACAUCAUACAUAUUGCAGCUCAGUAAAUGCUGUGCUCGACACAUUUCCUCUCAGUGGCUGCAGAUCUGGUAAAAUACAACCUAGUUUCAUAGAAUACCAAAUCAGUGCCAGAUUUCCUCCAACCAGCCCUGGUAUUUUGGAACCAGAGGCAGCUCGAGCAGCAUCACUGUUCCACAAGCAAGUUGGUUUUUACUUCUUGGCCUGAUUGUACUGUCUGCCAACACCAUGCUGACUCUGAAGGAAAUCUGAGCACAAAGUGAUUGGUGGGAUCAUCCUUUCCAAGAUACAUCACACAAAAGAGAAAAAAGCAAAUAUUGAGCCAGGAAUUUUAAGCGUUAUCACUUUUUUAAAGAAAUCAGUACUGUGCUAUAAUGGGCAGAAUUAUCUCUAGUUGAGUUUUAAUAGUAAAUUGUCUGCAAUAAGCUGAAGGUCAAUGUUCUUUAAUAAUCUGUUACUUGUGAUCAGUAUGUAUUUAGGCAGCUGAAUGCUCUACUCUUUAUAUCAUCAGGGUGGAAGUUUGCUGCCACUGUGUGUCACUGCACUGUAGUGUCAUGUGUGGGAGCAGAGCUUCAGAUAGCUCUCUAGUGUUUUCAUGUACCACUCCCAGAGCCAGAUGCGCAUUUGCUUUAAGAUAACAAGGUGUA